AAAGCAAAAACAAGAAGCUUUUACUGUCUACUACCGUUUAUUCUCGCGAGAUAUACGCUGAAGCGUCAGGCGCGGGUUCGCGGAACAGUUCGGUCCACUUGUGUCCUAUAGAGCACCGCUGUGCGUCAACGAAGAAACUCCAUUAAACCAGGAUGUCUAAAAGAAAGAGUGGUUCACUCAGUGAACGUCACAACAAACGAGUUAGACCUGCGGAGGAUGAGGAUGAGGAAGAGGAUGAUGGAGGAAUUAGUGAUGAUCAGAACGACCCUCUUCUCAGCCAGGUCCAGCGUGCUGGUGACAUUGAGAGCGAUGCAGGGAUCGUGGAGAGCAUCACCCUGAAGAACUUCAUGUGCCACUCACUACUGGGACCAUUUGCCUUUGGUUCCAAUGUUAACUUUGUUGUUGGCAACAAUGGAAGUGGGAAGAGUGCUGUCUUGACUGCUCUCAUAGUGGCAUUAGGGGGAAAUGCUCAAACUACCAACAGAGGAUCAUCCCUCAAAGGUUUUGUGAAAGAAGGAGAAAGCUCAGCUGAUGUAUCCAUCACCCUGCGUAACAGAGGCAGAGAUCCUUACAAACCCGAGGUCUAUGGUCAGUCCAUCACUGUUGACCUCAGAAUAACGCGUGAGGGGUUGAGAACAUAUAAACUGAGGAGCAAGUCAGGUCAGAUUAUCUCAUCAAAAAAGGAAGAACUGAUGUGCAUCCUGGACAACUUUAACAUUCAGGUUGACAAUCCUGUAUCAGUUCUUACUCAAGAGAUGAGUAAAUACUUCCUUCACUCCAAAGGGGAAGGAGACAAAUAUAAGUUUUUUAUGAAGGCUACACAGCUGGAUCAGAUGAGAGAAGACUUUAUCUACAUCAAAACCACAAAGAAUGUCACACAGGAUAAAGUUGUGCAACAUAGCGAACACUUGAAAGACAUUAGGCAGAUGUUUCGUGAGAAAGAGGAACGUUAUAAGAGCCUGGCAUCACUGGAUGAAAUGUUCACCAAACUGGAGGAACUGCAGAAACAGAUGGCCUGGGCUUUGGUGACAGAGAUGGAGAAGGAACUGGAGCCAAUGAAGGAGAAGCUGCAGUCAGACACAAGGUUGACAGACAAAUAUGACGAGAAGGUUGAGGAGUGGAAGCACAAAAUUGAAGAAGCAGAGAACAAGUACAAGCAAAUCCAGGAGCGGUUGGAGGCCAUCACCCAGCAGGUGCAGGAGCUUCAGGCCCCAUGUGCUGAGUUUAAGGCUGGGGCCCAGAGACACAACCAUCAAGUCAAGUCCAGUGAGUUCACUGUCCACCUAUGUAGGGCCACCCUGAGGGACCUGGAAAAGGACAAGGCUCAGCUGUCGUCAAGAAUAAAUGAUCUGAAGCUGAGCAUAAGUCAGACAAGUGGAGCAGAGAGUCAAGCCAGAACAGAGCAUAUGGAGCAGAUCAAAGCUGAGCUGGAGAACUUGACACACCAGAUCUCCACUCUGGGCCAGCAAACUGACCAGUAUCAGCACGCCUGCGUCAGAUUAAAGGAAAAGAAAGAAAAAAUAAGGGCAGAGCAGAUGAUUCUUCAGAGAUCCAUUGAUACCAAUGAAAAGAACAAGAAAAUUCUGAUGAGCAGUCGUUCCAAUCGCCUGCGUCGUUUUGGAGAACACAUGCCUGCGCUUCUGGCUGCGAUCGAGGAGGGCUGUAAAAGGGGCCGCUUCAAGCAUAAGCCCAGAGGACCUUUAGGUCACCUCAUUAGUCUGAAGGAUCCAGAACUGGCACUGUCGGUAGAAGUUUGUCUUAAGAACCUGCUGCUGGCCUUUGUCUGCGACAACCAUGAUGAUGAGAAGGUUCUGCAGGGCCUCAUGACCACAGUGCUCCAAAAAGGCCGCAGACCUGUCAUCAUUACCAGCAAGUUCCUACCACGAGUCCAUGACACCAGGAGGAAAGCUGUGAAUGACCCUAAAUACCCUUCCGUGCUCCAAGCUCUAGACAUUGAGGAUCCAGUUGUGGCAAACUGUCUGAUAGACCAGCGGGGCAUAGAAAGUAUUCUGCUUAUUAAGAAUCGUACAGAGGCUCGGCGGGUGAUGCAGGGUGGAAGCCCACCUCAGAACUGCACACAGGCCUUCUCUCAGGAAGGAGACCAGAUUUUCACCAACCGCACCUAUUCUGCUGAACAGACCAGAGCUAACUACCUGUCUGGCGAUGUCGAGGAAGAAAUCAGACAUUUGCAGAGGGACAUUGAGAACCAGAGGGCUCAGAAAACACAAUUCAUGCAACAGACAGAAAAAUUAGAUGAAGAGCUCAGACAGAAUGAAGGGCUGCUAAAAAGAGUGUGCAUGGAGCAGAAGGCUACCAAAGAUAAAGCUACAAAGCUACAGCUGGAGUUGACAGACCUGCAGAAUGUGGAGGAGCCUCAGUCGGAGGACCUCAACCCUCUGGAGGAGGACCUUCAGGAGAUCGUCACUAAGAUCUCCUCCAAGCAAGAAGAGUAUGAGCAGGCACGCGCUCACUUGAGCAACAUGAAGGCUUCGUACGAAGAAGCAGAGCAGAAGUACAAGCAGCUGAAAGAGCAGAUCAACACCAUCAGAGAAGAAGCUGAUCCAAUCAAGGACGAGCUGAGUAAGACUGACCAGGAGGUGAUGAAGAGCAAGCAUCACAGAAAACACUACGAAGAAAAACGUCAGGCACAUCUUCUCAACAUUCAGUCACUUGAAGCCAAUGUGGAGAGCAUGACCAGAAAACUGGAAGCCUCAUUAUCCAAGGCCACGGAGAUCUGUCCAGAACGUCAGGAAAUCCGUCGAACAGCCAAAAGCCUGGACACUGAGAUCAGCCGUCUCAAGGUUAAGAUCAGUACCCAGCAGGAACAACAGGGGGACCGUGAGGAAAUCGUAAGACAGUACAGUGAGGCUCUGAAGAACUACAAGAACGUCACACAACAGGUGAAGAGCCUCAACACCUUCAUCAAGUGCCUGGACAACAUUAUGAACCGCCGACUCUAUGUAUAUGCUGAGCUCAGGAGAUUUCUCUCAGCUCGUUGUAAAUACUACUUUGACAACAUGUUGAAUCAGAGAGGCUACACUGGGAGUAUGACAUUUGACCACAAGAAUGAAACCCUUUCCAUCACUGUGCAUCCAGGCCAGGGGAACAAAUCUGACUCGGGUGAUAUGCGUUCUCUGUCUGGAGGCGAGCGUUCCUUUUCCACCGUCUGCUUCGUGCUGUCUCUAUGGGCCAUCACGGAGGCGCCUUUCCGCUGUCUUGAUGAGUUUGACGUCUACAUGGACAUGGUGAAGAGGAGGAUAUCAAUGGACAUGAUGCUGAAGGUGGCUGCUGGGCAGCUCUCCAGACAGUUUAUAUUCCUGACUCCACAGAGCAUGGGCACACUUCCUGUGAGCAAAAUCAUCCGUAUUCUGCGAUUAAAAGAUCCAGACCGCAGCCAGAACAACACACCAGCAAAUCAAGACAGCGGCUAAUAGCAUUGUUGGCUCACUUGUUUAAAUCUUAAUGCUGAAUAAGUGCAGCCACAUGUUCUCGAUCACCCAGGUGGGCUUCAGUUGCCUCUUUGAUUGUCUUUUUCCUGUCAUUAAUAUCUUGAAUAAAUCUUUUAUAUUAAACUAUAAA
Messenger RNA from Cynoglossus semilaevis (tongue sole), 3579 nucleotides. RefSeq names its product Structural maintenance of chromosomes protein 6-like (gene smc6). The record is from RefSeq and is a predicted model, not a curated record. Lineage: Eukaryota; Metazoa; Chordata; Actinopteri; Pleuronectiformes; Cynoglossidae. Bases 153 to 3431 code for a protein of 1092 amino acids. Gene Ontology annotation, biological process: double-strand break repair via homologous recombination; chromosome organization. Gene Ontology annotation, cellular component: site of double-strand break; Smc5-Smc6 complex; nucleus. Gene Ontology annotation, molecular function: ATP binding; protein binding; damaged DNA binding. The transcript is spliced from 27 exons.